AUGGUCUUUGCUUUUACCCUCCCAACAACCUCACCUCUUUCAUUUCAGUCUUUCAUCUCUUCUUCAACUCAUCCCUCUCUCCCCCAAUCGGCCUCCACAUCCCGCCAUGCCCUCCGCCUGGCGCUGAAAGCUCAUAAGCGCCUCCCCCGCGGUCCGCGUCAGGAUGCCCACCUCCCAACAGUCCUAUCCGCACUGAAUGAUUACCUCCCAUACCUAUUUGCCAUUUCCAACGGAUUAAAUGGGAGAACAGUCCGACCAGAUACACAAGCCUUUUCUCCCCAAGAUGGGACCUACGCGCAUGGUGCGGGGGAAGAGAUCGACAUUACACCCCACGCUGAGAUCGAGUCCGCAUGGAAAACAACAUUGUCAUCCUCGAGCACAUUGAAUAUAGGCACAGGCAAUAAUAAUCCCAAUGGAAAAGGACUCCGCAUGCGUAGUGGACGGGUCGCUGGUCGAGGCAUCCAGUUUGAAAUAGCAUUUACGCUUUCAACACUCGGAUACGUGUUGAGCAGGAUGGCGCGCGCGGGAGUUUUGACCGCGUUAUAUAUGCUUUCUACCCCGACUGCAGAAGAUCGCACCAGCGCAGUACAAACAGCGACGCGUUAUCUGUUGCAGGCGAGCGCGGUACACAACUUCCUUGCGUCAUCUCCGGCCUCCGCUACCGCAGUGCCAGAUGUGGAUGCUGGAACACAGGCGGCACUGUCGUCGCUUGCGCUGGCCGAAGCUACCCUGCUAGCUGUUCUGAAGGACGAUGCUUACAUUGUUGCGUGUAUCCAAUCGCGAAAUCCGAAUGACAAGGAGUGGAUGGUUCACGCACCUGCAAUUCCAAAAGUGCGUGCUUUGCUCUUUGCUCGGCUUUGCGUUCGCGCUGCAGAAUACUCCGAGCAAGCAUCUGCUGGCCUUGGGGCUGUCGGAUCUGCAUCGGGGCGCACAGGGCGUGUAGAGGAGGAUGUUGUGCGCUAUACUUCCGUCUUGGGGCGUGUCGCUCGUGCCCGGGCUUGUCGGCUGUUUGGCGUAGAAGCUGAGCUGACAGGCAAGACUGGCGAGGGCAUUGCCUGGUUGAGAGCUGCAAAGACCUCCCUCGGAAUUCGAGGUACUGCCUCUUCGGAAGAGGAUACAUCUGCCUCUGGGGCCUCGAAGGGUGGCCUAUCCCGCUUAAAACGUGAGUGGACAGAGAGACGCGAAGAACGCAGAGUAGCCAAAGAUGCUGGCGGUAGUCGGACUGAGAAAGGCGCUUUGGAGUCGGGUGACGAUGCUGGCAGAGACGAAGAGGGACGAGUAAUUUCCAUGUUAGAAACAAAAUGGGUGAAAAUGAACGAUACAAUGAACACACAAAUCGUCCCAUCGGCUACUCCGUUGCUAUCGAACCUGCCUUCAGGUCGAGAUAUUCACUCUCCGCCAGCACCAUAUCAGCCACCUUCUCUCGAAGAGGACCAGUUGAUCCGUAUGCGCGCUCCGUCAGAGGAGAGAGAUGACUUGCAAUUCGGAAGCGAUGAUGACAGCGAUGAAGAUGCAGCGCAGCCGUCUGGUGGUCGUGCUCCUCCGGGAGGAUUCCCGGACCGUAGCGCAACAGCCUCUAGCGUUUACUAUUGA
This is a messenger RNA of Penicillium nucicola, 1593 nucleotides long. Its product is annotated as pH-signaling protein PalC. The record is from RefSeq and is a predicted model, not a curated record. The transcript has 2 exons. The coding region runs from base 1 to 1593 and encodes 530 amino acids. Gene Ontology annotation, biological process: cellular response to pH. Gene Ontology annotation, cellular component: plasma membrane. NCBI's taxonomy places the organism in Eukaryota, Fungi, Ascomycota, Eurotiomycetes, Eurotiales, Aspergillaceae.